GCAGGUCAGCUUGCUCUGGACGCGAGUUCACUUGUGCAGAGCUUAUCAUGUUUCGGGUCAAAGGUGCAUGUGCCCACGAUUUUUUUAUUCAUUCCUUUAUACUUAAUUUUCAUGAUAUCCCACUCUAAACGCCAAACAGUGUGACUACUAUCUCCUCUGGUUGCUGGCGUUGCUGAAAACGCGCCUCUGUUUCCUGCCUGUGACGUGUUCACUGCUUGAUUUCUGUCAGCCCUCCCAUAAGAAACGCCACGUGACCUGUCAAGUAGGAAGUGUCGAGCUAUUGGGCAGCAACAGCAGGAGCAGCAGCCACCAGAAACACACGACGGAGAAAGAGCCGCGCAGUACCUCCAACACUCUUUUUCUCGACGUUUCCUUCCGCAGACUCGUUUGUCCUCUUGAAACAGGCCGAAGUGUUAGUCGUCCGCAGUCAUGUACCUGAAGGUGGUCUUUUUCUCGGUCGCUGUGGCGCUGAUUGGCGUCGCGGUCGCCGCGGACCCAGAUGGAUGUGCCUCUCUGUCAUGUGAGGAAUGUGGAGCCAAUAGUGAGUGCCAGUAUGUUAACUGCACAACAUCACUAAGGUGUCGCAACAUGACUCUUACUGGAGACAACGAAACCUGCAGCAACGUUAGCUGUUCUGCUUCUGGGUCCCAAACGUCUCCGUCUCCAACUACCAAUGUUUCUACGACUACUCACCCCCCCACUACAGCCCCCCAUACCUCUGCUGUCAGCACUACCACUAACAGCAAUACCACAGACAACACAACAGUUGUCACUGUCACGACUCCUACUGCUGCCAACGUCUCCAUGUCCACAACUGCAGCCUCCCCUUCAACUGGACCCAGCACAGUCGGCCCCACACCAGCCCCCUCUCAGAAAAGCUCCACCUUUGAUGCCGCGAGCUUCAUCGGCGGAAUAGUGCUGGUCCUGGGCCUGCAGGCCGUCUUCUUCUUCCUCUACAAAUUCUGCAAGUCCAAGGACCGUAAUUAUCAUACCCUUUGAAGUGGCUGCACUGUAGGAUCCACAUCAUUCAACUUGUCCCCACCACAUUGACCCUUCCAGAGAAAACUCCCCACUCAGCACGCUCUCAUCAGGGUGGACUUGAACAGUGUUUCUAAUAAUUGUCUUUUGGUAGUAUAUUUAUAUAUUUGUUUUUUUUUUUGUCCAUGCUGCGUCACUGCUGCCGUAAAAGUGUUCAUAAAGGCAGCCAUGCAUGCCUGUUUGUAUGCCUGCUCAACUUCACAGAUCUGACUGACAGGCAUUUAGGUCUCGAGCAGAUGGAUUACAUCACCUGGUAGCUACCCCCACCUCCAUCAUGUUGUUAGUCAUUCUGCAAAAAGCAUUUUCCAGCAUAGCGAGCUGGCUUGUGUUAUUUACAGCCCUUCUCAUUGCUCCGUCAAUUAAAUGCACCACAUGAGAGUUAAAGAAUUGGUCUUGUAUAUAGAGAAGCUUUCCUGUUGAUGCGUGGAUUUAUACAAGUGGCAGAUUGCAUCAGAUCCCCUCCCCUCCUUUUUUUCCUUUUGAAUCCUACUUUGGAAACACUGUUUGAGUUCACUGCUAUUCUUAAAUGUGACUCCUGAUGAUUCAGUUGCUUUUAGCCUGGUAAAUUGUAGGUUUCCUCUCCUCCAUGCAGCUGUUUUGUGUAGAUGUGUUCUUUGGUGAUGUAAGAGAGGCAGGAUAACUUACUGACGGGGGGAGAAAAGCAGCAUCCAAUCAUCUGAUGUGGGGCAGAAAAGAAAGUGUCGCUCGAUGAGCGUCUCCCUCUGCAUUGAGGAGUGGCGUUUUUUCUUUCUUUCUGCUGUUCAGUUCUCCUGGGAAAUCUUUGCCCAAUACAAGAUGUUAAAAAUGUCAAACGCCACCUUCAGUAGGACAGCUCAAUGCAAUAAAUUAUUUAGGAGUUCAUUUGAGAACCACAAAUCUCUGAGCUAUUAUUUCCUAUCAUUAAAUCUGUCCUAUUCAGGAUGCAAAUGUGAAGCGGGUCCUUCUGUUCAGCAGAGUUGUUAAACGGGGAUCUAAGAGAAUGAAUGUAGAGUUUUUCUGAAAUAUGGGUGAUUCACUUGUUUGUGUGGAUAGAAAUUAAGGUUGUUAAAGAAUGGCCUGCACCUAUCUUGAUGUGGGCAGUGAAGUGCCUUUAAUGUCCAGUGCGAGUUAAAGCAAGUUGACUGCUGCUUAAUUCCUGGUUGUCAUUAGUUUCUGGUAAGGAAGUAACAGCAUGGCAGUGCUGAUUAUGGGUAAGAGUCCUAGUCCCAGCUGGACUGAUGAGCCUUUUUAUUGAUGAAGAAUACAGCAGAUGGCUAUAACUCAAAAGCCUCAAUCCCUCUGAAGGAGCCACUGGUGACUGGAAUGGUUCAUUUAAAUCUACAUUUGAUUUUCUUCGUAACAUUAAAAAACAUAAAAGCCCAAAUUCUCUUCCCACCACAUGGUUUCUGUUUCUGGCCUAAAGCGUGUUCACUACACAUGAACAGUGAGGCUGGCAGGAACUUUAUUAUUGGUGCAAUAAACCUGAAUGCACCUCUAUUUUUUUUUUUUUAAAGGAAUAGCAGGAACGAGGUUGCUGAGUAUUAAAGUGCAUUUCAGUUUAAAAAGAAAAAAGGAAAAAAAAAAUGGAGUGUUGGUUUUGUCAAAGAAGCACAGCACCUCUGAUCUGGCUUUUCAGUGAAAACGACAAAAGCGCAGAGAUGUAACAGCUUGGGGGGGGGGGCUGUGCCACGGCUCAUGCUCAGUCUUCUAAUUAGCUAGCUGCUAACUUUAAUAUUUUUUUCUUUCUUACUGUACAUUGCCAUGCCCUGUUUUGCUCAUCACCCAAAUUUCCUCCUAAGGAAAAGCAAAAUGAAGUGUUUGCCAUUUUUCUCCUAGUGGCUUGACUGCCGGGCAGGUUUAGUUCAGUUGUCUUUUCCCUCCACUAUCGCAUGCCAGAUGCUUGAAGUUGUGAUCUCUUUGUUUUUUUUCUGUUUUUGUUUGUUUCCAAUGCAUUUUCUCAUUGCGUACGCUGUUAGGAAUCUAGAUACACUCAAAAACCACUUGAUUAUUUGUGAUUAGCGCAUAUUCUAGUUAAAAGAAUGCCUUGAAACAGUGUGCAUUAAAGCCAAAGUCCUGAGUUUUGGCAUGGAAAUCGAGCAUUGCACUGAUGAGCUUUGUUUUGUAACUUUGCCUUUGUAAAUGUUUUUCAUGUUUCUGCAAAAAAAAGAGAAAAAAAAAUCAGAUGCUUGUACAAAUACUCCUAAAUAUUAAGAUGACUGCGUGACCACAAACGUUAAGAAAUCCAUGAAUGCAAACGGUUUGUUUUUGCUUGUAUAACUUGAAGUUGCAUGUUUUCUGCUGCUCACCAUGAACACGCCUUUUAACCUACAGUCACCUGGUGGCAUUAGGCUGCGGCCCAAAGACCCAAACGGAGCAGGCCGGCCCGAGUCUGGCCUCGGCUGCUCACUCUCUGCAUGUGGAGUCCCUUCACCCCAAUUAAGAGAAAUGUUUUGAAUGUUAUUCACAGCUGUUGAGUGGGCUGCUGUAUGUCUGAGUGCUCUGUUUUCAGCAUUGUAGCUGCAUUCCUUGAGAACACACCAUCACGUGUAGACAUUGUGGUGUCAUAACACCCGUCGGUAUCCAUGGAUACCUGUUGUCCAUUGUGUUGAAUCACUGCAGCUUCUACAAAUUGUCCGGUCUGUGCACCUCCUAAGGAAAAGUGCCUUAUUCAGUUUCUAUCCACAGUCAUUUGUGUUGUAGAAUUACACGCCACACGUACUGAAUAUUGAUAAGGCUCUUUCAGGCCCACCUGAAGUGGCUGCCUGUGAUGUUUUCAGCUUAAAUGUAUGUUUUUGUUUUGUUUUUCACACUCAGCCUUAACUUCUUGAUCAAACCCACAGACCAUUAGCAGGUGAUAAGCUCUCCAGGCUACGACUGGGCAGAAUUCAUUUCAAACGGGGAUAGCUUUCAUCAGCGUUUGAUGAAUAAGGAGCAAAUGCUGCUUGAAUAAUUAGUAUCAAAUGAAUGGAAAGGGUUUGGGUGUGAUGAAUGCCGUUUGUAGCCUGGACAUCCUUUCACCUGCUCUCUGUAAUCCAACUUGAUGGUAACGCUGUAACCGCAGACUUCUCUAUUGCAACACUUCCCCGCUUGAACAAGACUUUGGUUGUAAUUUGCAACGUGCUGCAUUUGAUGACUUGUUUUCAGUCUUUUAUUGUCUGGGAUUUUCAAAUUUACAAAUUCAAAUGUACUCGGUCAUGGAGGGCUCACCUUUAAGUUUUCAGCCUUGCAGUGUUCGAUUCAAAGAUUGAGUCAUUUUCCUUCCUUAGGCCUUGUGGCUUUAUUGCUAAGUGCACACUCUGUAAUGCUGUAUCUUUGACUCAUUCUUUAGUGCCCAUUAGUGUUGGUGUGGUACGAACUUUGGCUUUACUCUCACAAACAUACACAGAGCCAUAUGCACACACUUGACAGUGGUGCCACAAUGCCUCCUAAAAUGUUUUAUCUACCCCCCCGAUUUCUUUUUUCUUUUUGUGCCUCUCAAGCCUUUUAAUUUCUGCCUUGUUUUCUGUUGUUGCCUUUAGUUUCACAAUGUUAAGCCAAUAAAGUUUGAAUAUUGUUCAACAAA
Molecule: messenger RNA, 4579 nt
Organism: Menidia menidia (Atlantic silverside)
Lineage: Eukaryota; Metazoa; Chordata; Actinopteri; Atheriniformes; Atherinopsidae
Source: the annotation of a GenBank genome assembly